Leucoraja erinaceus (little skate) is the source of this 5768-nucleotide messenger RNA. RefSeq names its product Krueppel-like factor 3. Gene Ontology annotation, molecular function: DNA-binding transcription factor activity, RNA polymerase II-specific; RNA polymerase II cis-regulatory region sequence-specific DNA binding. Gene Ontology annotation, biological process: regulation of transcription by RNA polymerase II. The transcript is spliced from 10 exons. Lineage: Eukaryota; Metazoa; Chordata; Chondrichthyes; Rajiformes; Rajidae. The coding region runs from base 400 to 1635 and encodes 411 amino acids. The record is from RefSeq and is a predicted model, not a curated record.
GUGUGGGACACCAAGUUAAUCCAUCCAGUUCUUGGUAUGAAGUGUCAGUUGUUUUACUAUUAGGGAUAUGUGUCACACGAGAUUGUGAGCCAUGGUAAAGAGUAAAGUCCAGAGUUUUUUUUCUUAACUCCACCCUUCCCAACCUAGGCCCGCCCUAGAUAUGGGUGAUCAUGUGAUUGGAGUGGGGUAUUGGCAGGAGGAUUCACAUUACAUGCACAUUCUCAAAGGAGAGAGAAAGAAAGAGAGAGCUGUGUGUGUGAAUUAAACCCAAGGACUACAGUGAAAGGAGUUUACUAAGCUGAAACCAGUAGAAACUUCUGACUGAGAAGGGAAGAACGUUAUUUGGGUGUGGACACAAAGAACCAGAAUAAUGAAUAAUGGCAAUUUCACCGUCAUAAAAUGAAUCCUCCUCCGUCGCUUUGUGAAAGUGGAAGAGACAACUUUUUCUCAGACUGGAGCUCACUCAAAAUGCUCAUGUUUGACUGUUUGCCUGGAAAACAAGACCCAAUGGAGCCAAUUUCAAUGCCAUUCCAACAAGGGUAUAUGGCCAGAUUAAAGCAUGAUUUCAAACCCGAGAACAAUCACAGCAUCAUUUACUCAACGCACCCUAUCUCCCACGCUGGACUUUUUCAAUCACUCGAGGCUAAUGGAGGUCAAAUCGAGCCAGUAGAUCUUUCACUGAACAAGAGACAUUCUCCGCGUACGUCAAGUUCCCCUUCCUCGCCUUACUCAUUGACUGUGCUGUCUUCCACAUCUCCUACAAUGAGUACAUCUCGCUCCAGCUCGCCUAACAAGAGGUCACCUCAGCCUCCUAUCAGCAUGUCAUUAAGCAACUCCACAGUGCUGACAAGCCACCUCUUAUCGCGGUCAACCAUCCCAGCCUCAGCAUUGUAUCCAGUGAUUCACCCGGUGGUGGUUCAGCCGGUCGUAUAUACUCAGCCUUAUACUCAGUCUAUAAUGGUUUCUACAAUGUUGAAAGAUGACAUGAGGAAUAAUCAGCCAGGUCUUCCUUUGCAAUGUGCAAUCUCUGGUCCCCGAAAUCUCCCCCGGCAGCAACAUCCGCAGUUUUAUAACCAGUCCAGAGGAGUUCCGCUUCGUACCUCCGAUGAUCAAAGUCACAUGGUGAUGAAGGUGAUAAAGUGCAAGCAGGAGUACGACCUGUUGGAUAACUGCAUCAACGAGGUGUCUUCUUCGGUCCUCAGUCCCAUGCAGCCGGUUGCAUCGCACGAAUAUUCCAGAGAUGAAUGUGGGGCCAGGGAGAUGACGUCUGACAUGGAGCUGUUCCGGAGGAGUCAUACCCCUUCAGUUAUCGUUCAUACAGCUGGAAGACCACAUCCUAUUGAAUCGCCCGAUACCCAGAGGAAGCGUCGCAUACACAGAUGUGACUUUGAAGGAUGCAACAAAGUGUACACAAAGAGUUCACACCUCAAGGCACAUAGGCGCACACACACAGGUGAGAAGCCAUACAAGUGUACUUGGGAAGGUUGCACGUGGAAGUUUGCCCGUUCGGAUGAGUUGACCAGGCAUUACCGGAAACACACCGGCAUCAAACCCUUCCAGUGCCCGGACUGCGACCGCAGCUUCUCUCGCUCGGACCACCUUGCCCUGCACAGAAAGCGUCACAUGCUGGUCUGAGUGUGUCAUUGCUCACAAUGUAAUCCAGACCAGAUGCAAACUAUUCACAUAGUUUUCUUAACCAAGAUUCAGCUGGGCCGAAUCGUUCAACAGAUGAACACUUUUCAGUACCAGAAACACAAACAAAACUUGUUUGUUAAGUGCAGGAGCCGUGGUUCACAACAAGGGUGCCUUUACAUUAGUGCAUUCCCCACUUCGUUGUCUCAUUUGUCCAUUGAAAUUGCCAGAAUUUCCUUUGAUCAUCAGCCUUUUACGUUCUUGCCAGAGAGAUUCCCUCUUCGCUGUAGACUGCUGUUCUUCGCCUCGUACUUCACUGAAACUACACCUCAUCUAAAAUUGAUUUUUUUUUUGUCAAAACAAUAUCAAAAGUGUGUCUUAAUUGUGCAGACUGGUUUAUACAUAGGAUUGUAAUAUUUUUGUUGUAAGGGUGGCGGAUGUCAGGAAAAUCAUUCCAAACAACUGUGAAAGAAGGAAAGGCUUCAAGACGAGACUGGAGGAAUCCUGCACACCAUCACUCUCAUCGGCAACUUUCCAACUGUCCUGUGACAGUUCUUCAGUAUUUUCCAUUGAAGAUCAACUCCCUACUGCUAGCUUCAGUAGUUACAUUUGUAUUUCAAAGUCAAUGCAUGUGAACUAAUGAAGUUAAGCACCCCAAGAUUCACCAACAAUGGCUUUUCUUCAUAUUGGUUCACACUCAAAAGCCGACAGGACUUGUAACUUCCAGCAAUUUCAUCAAUCAAAAAGCAGUGUUUCCAUUCACUUGAGUUGAAGUUUCACACCUUCAAGCCCGGUAAAGGAAAAAGAAGAAAUGAAAAUAUGGUACCCCUGAGUUUAUGAGCAUGUGGUUUGGUGACAUAGUCUUUGUCCUGCAUUGCAUUGCCUAUCAUUUCAUCAUUGACCAGUUGAGAUAUUCUUACUUUUAGGUCAUGUUAAUCAACAUAAGAAAGUGGGCAAGGACACAUGUCAGGGGUGUUGAGAUCAAAUGGUUUUAAUAAGAAAGAAAAAUCUUAAGUGUUCAAUAUUUACUUGCAACACGCAAAAUUGUCAGUAAAUUUAGAAUAUAACAUUUUUGCCAAACAGCUAGUUAUGCACUAAUUUGCCAAUUUUUUCUUCCUUAUAACCACAGGUAAUUAAUAAAAAAAGACUUACACAACAUUUAAUAAGCCUGGCAAUCGUGAAUUAAAUUUAACAUUCUUGAUCUUCCUUUGUGGACAAUAGAUAAACAUAAUUCAACUACAAGUACUUUUGAUCUACUGAGUGAAAAAGGAAUUUGUUUCAAAUAUUUCAGUUCCUAUCAUCAAUUAUGCAAACAACACAUUUGUAAUUAUAUGGAUAUUCUUGACAUAUUUCUUUGACCAGGAGGAUGCAGUGUUGGUUUCAUGAUGCAUGAACCAAAUGGAGUAAUUGUGUUCCAAUAAGUUCAAUCCCAGAACAUUGUGGAAGAACUAGGUGCAAUCAGUGGGAAUUAAAAAUUGGGGAAAUUAGUGUAAGAAAAUAUAAUCUGCCAAAUAGGGCAUUUCAGGCCACAUUCGUAAUAUCUUACUUUAAAAUUAUUUUGGGGAUAAUAAUAUUAAGCUGCUUAAAGAACAUCUUUCAUGUUGACUCUUGCUUCAAUGUUUUCACUGUUGGUUCAUUGCUUGCAUUUGUUAAGAUUGUGUAAGCACUCAUUGUAGCCAUUCAACAUGUUGAACACUCUAUCAGUUUAAAUGGCAGAACAUUUUUUUGUGUAUACCACUGGGUAGGUGUCAAUGCUGGUUUGUGUAACAUUACUGUUAUUGCCACGAAAAAGAUUGGAAAAAGUAGCACAUCAAUAUCCAAGUUUUUUUGUUAGUUCCAUAUUUACAGAAAUAAAAUUUAACCGAUUUGAAAUUAUUUUUCAAAUUAAUUCACAACACACUUUUCCAGUAGUUUUUUAUGGCAGUUUUCAUUCAUGCUUUUAAAUGAGCAGUAAUGCAAAAUGAUGGACUAAGAAGCAAUUGGACUAUCAUUAAUUUAAAUUCAAUCAAAUGAAAAAUAUGUUUGCAAAUCACAUACUACUAACAUGUUCAGACAUAAAUCACAGUGUUUAAAAUACACAUCCUCCAAUUGUUUCCCCAUAUUUUCGGACUGACUAUGUAUAAUCACCAUCACAUUAGUUUUCAAUCUACCUUUUUGUUUUGGGAAAAUAUUUGCCAUAAUAUUGUGACCACUGAACCUAUUUGAAUUUUAAAUGAAAUCAAUAAUCGCUUUAAUGCAACUAACUUUAUUAUAUUCCAUAAAUUAUAUUCUAGCAUUUUGAGAUACAGCAUUUCUUUUUACUGAUCAACAAUGUUGUUAAAAACACUGACCAGUUUGAGACUGAGCCACGAAAAGUAAGAUGGUAAUAAAGUCAGUCCCCAAUUUGUAGUAAAUUAGUUAAUUCCAUCCCUGACAUCCCCGGUAACACUGGAGUUCUACGAUCAGUGCCUGGGGAAGAAUGAAAGCAAUAGGAAUUUCCAUUUAUAACUAAGAUCCAAUGUCUUGCUACUGCAAAGCAUUUGCAUGCAUGGCUGUCAGGGAAGGAUAUGGCUCUAAAGUCAUCAAUGGUUACAUGGGCCACCACUAUCCAAUAACUGCAAGUGAAGAGUACCUACUUAUUAAGCAAACUCAGGGAGAGUGGGGAUCAAGUUAUCUAGAUCUGUAAACUGCAGCCCAACAGUAGACCAAGCUUUACAGGGACACAAUUGGAGGUAGAUUAGCAUUCUCUUUCAAUUCACUUUGGUUGAAAACUUGGGUUUAUAAUUUAUCAUGAUAGCCUCUGAAGUAAGUUUUCUACAUUGAUAAGAAUUUCACCACCAAGCAAGUUAGAUCUAGGAGGAACAAAACUCAAUGGCGCCAGAGGAUUAGAAUCUGGAUCCGUGCAAGUGAGCAAAGGUGAAUCAACCCAAUUCUUCAAAGCAACAGUUUGUGUGUAGAACAUUGCUAAUAGGAAUACCUGUCCAGACUUGAACUAGGGGUGAUGCUUGGCAUCAGGGGCACGUGAUGUUACAUUCUGUGCAAUAGAGCAAGAGCGGUAGAUACCAGUAGUUUCACGUACAAACUGGUAAAAUGUUGCUGCACAUAGAAAUAUGCAAACACAGCAAUUCAUGGCAGCUGGCCUGCCUCGUAGACAAGUCAUUCUUCUGUCUUUCAUAUCAAAGAGCGACUUAUUUCCUGUAAGGAAGCAGAGUGGGUGAUCCGUCGCAGAAUUUAAAUUAAAAUGCACUUGAAAAUGGGUGCAAUCAGGUAAUGUUCACAUCAUGAAUAAUAAAUGCGGGGAUAAUUUUUUUUAAGAGGCAGCUGUAAGAGUAAUGCCUCUCUGCUUUAAAAGAUAAACAAAGCAGCAAUAGUUUAAAAAGACCAUGAAACGCCCCUCUAUGUGCUGUGUCAUAUACAGAGGUGGGAAGGGGGAUUUGGAUGGCAUGCACAUUUUGAAUCUAUUCUUCUCAGCUUAGAUACCUGAAAUGUGAAUUAUUUUUUUAGGGUAACAUACAUUUUGGUUUGGAAUGUUGGUUUGGGGAUAAUAGCUAGAGAAGCUUAUUUUGACACUUAAUAAAAUAAAAGAUGCUGAAUAGAUGAAAUAAAAGGUCAUGCUGUUAAUAAAAUUGGAUUUUCUUUAAAUUUUCAUAAUAGCAUAUACAACAACUAUUAUAAAAAGUGCUUUCGACCAAUCCUGGUAAACAUGCCUGAGGUGAUCAGUCAUGCUGUCCAUGGGAAUGAUAUUUAUUAGGAAGUGUAUGCAGAUCUCAAUCCCAUUCUUUAAAAACAUAUAUUUAUAAGUUUAUAAAUUCAUAAGUGAUAGGAGAAGAAUUGGGCCAUUCAAUCCACCACGUCUACUGCGCCAUUCAAUCAUGGCUCAUCCAUCUUUCCCUCUCAACCCCACUCUCCUGCCUUCUCCCCAUAACCCCCGACACGCAUCCUAAUCAAGAAUCUAUCUCUCCCUUAAAAAUAUCCAUUCUUUGGAAAUAUAUUAAUAUGUAAAGCUAUUAACAUAUGCACACCUACAUUGGUUUUAAUGCACAGAAAUCAAUGCAGUAUUCUGCUUAGUUGACUAGAAAGUAAAUUAAUGCCUUAAUUAAUUAAUUAAUGGCUCCACUAAUUGAUACAUUUGACAAGUUUUUUGGGGACAUGGGGAA